AUGUCCAGCUCAAGACCCAAGGUGAAUCUUCGCUCAACAGCGGUCAAGCGGAUCAUGCAAGAGGCCUCUGAGCUCGCCAAUGCUGAUAUAGAGGAAGAUGGUUUCGUUGCUGCGCCUUUAGAGGACGAUAUAUUCGAAUGGCAUUGUACGAUGAGAGGUGUAUCAGGCAGUGAAUACGAUGGAGGGUUAUACCACCUCAGGAUACUUCUACCGCCGAGCUACCCGAUGUCAGCACCUGAUAUCAUUCUCAUGACUCCCAACGGUCGAUUCGAACUGGGAAAGAAGAUCUGUAUAGAUGGAUUAACGAGUUUUCAUGCCGGAUCUUGGCAGCCUGCUUGGGGAGUGAGAACAGCCGUCGUAGGUCUUCGAUCCUUCUGGAUGCAGACCGGUGAAGCGCUUUCGGCGAUAGGUGCAUUGGACUACUCGAAAGAGGAAAGAAGGAGAUUAGCGAAUUUGUCGAAAGAUUGGAAAUGCCCGAAUUGCGGCGUGACAAAUCAAGAGAUUAUACCGCCUUUUUCAGCUUCACCUUCAUCUUCUAGUGCUACACAGACCGAAGGACAAGCGGUAUCCCACGUACAUGAUAAGGCGAGUCAGGAAAAUGGUGAAUCGUCAAGUGAGGUAGUUUCAAUCUCAAAUGAUCAACCAGAAAAGGAUCAAUCCGAUAUAUCGAUAGAUCCGAAUCCUCAAGAAAUACCUAGUAUACUUCCUUCCUCGAAUACCUCAACGAUAGGUCCAUCAAGUACGGGUCUACAAGCUUUACCAAUCGAUAUUAUCCCUCCUUCUAUCGAGGAACCGCCUUCUAUCCCUUCCACUUCUGGAAACCCUAUACGACCUUCGCAAUCCUCGAGAGUGGGAGGUGCUUCAGCUGUUGAGGAGCGAGAAAAUUCAUCUCCCGUUCCGACACGUACAAUUUCACUCCCAACAACUGACCCCGUCAUAAAUAACGAUACCGACGUAGAAACAAUCACCAACGCAAACGCUACUGGUCCUCCCCCUCCCAAUCUCAGACCCAAUCAACAAAGAAGUCCAGCCUUCUAUCUCCUAGAUUCGUUGAUCCUCGCUGGAAUAUCAAUAUUGAUCAUCUUAAUUGCGAAACGAAUGGCUUGA
Messenger RNA from Kwoniella mangroviensis CBS 8507, 1107 nucleotides. RefSeq lists its product as uncharacterized. The record is from RefSeq and is a predicted model, not a curated record. NCBI's taxonomy places the organism in Eukaryota, Fungi, Basidiomycota, Tremellomycetes, Tremellales, Cryptococcaceae. Gene Ontology annotation, molecular function: metal ion binding. Bases 1 to 1107 code for a protein of 368 amino acids. The transcript has 5 exons.